AUGGUGCCUCCCAAGUCCGGAAAGAAGACCGCCGCCCUGCCCUACCCCCAGGGUAAGGCUGGUACCAAGAAGGCCAAGAACCCUCUCAUCGAGAAGCGUUCCCGCAACUUCGGCAUUGGCCAGGACAUCCAGCCCAAGCGCAACCUGUCCCGCUUCGUCAAGUGGCCCGAGUAUGUCCGUCUUCAGCGCCAGAAGAAGAUUCUGAACAUGCGUUUGAAGGUUCCUCCUUCCAUCGCUCAGUUCCAGAGCACCCUGGACCGCAACACCGCUGCCCAGACCUUCAAGCUCCUCGCCAAGUACCGUCCUGAGACCAAGGCCGAGAAGAAGGAGCGUCUCACCCAGGAGGCCACCGCUGUCACCGAGGGUAAGAAGAAGGAGGAUGUCUCCAAGAAGCCCUACCACGUCAAGUACGGUCUCAACCACGUCGUCGGCCUGGUCGAGAACAAGAAGGCUUCCCUCGUCCUGAUCGCUCACGACGUUGACCCCAUUGAGCUGGUUGUCUUCCUUCCCGCUCUCUGCCGCAAGAUGGGUGUCCCUUACGCCAUUGUCAAGGGUAAGGCCCGUCUCGGUACGGUCGUCCACAAGAAGACCUCCGCCGUUCUGGCCCUGACCGAGGUCCGCUCCGAGGACAAGUCUGAGUUCUCCAAGCUCCUCUCCACCAUCAAGGAGGGUUACACCGACAAGUACGAGGAGACCCGCCGCCACUGGGGUGGUGGUAUCAUGGGUGCCAAGGCCAACGCCCGCCAGGAGAAGAAGCGCAAGGCUGCCGAGGCCGCCAUCAAGGUCUAA
Messenger RNA from Penicillium angulare, 789 nucleotides. RefSeq names its product 60S ribosomal protein eL8. Gene Ontology annotation, biological process: ribosome biogenesis. Bases 1 to 789 code for a protein of 262 amino acids. The transcript is spliced from 3 exons. Lineage: Eukaryota; Fungi; Ascomycota; Eurotiomycetes; Eurotiales; Aspergillaceae. The record is from RefSeq and is a predicted model, not a curated record. Gene Ontology annotation, cellular component: ribonucleoprotein complex.